Molecule: messenger RNA, 1596 nt
Organism: Capronia coronata CBS 617.96
Lineage: Eukaryota; Fungi; Ascomycota; Eurotiomycetes; Chaetothyriales; Herpotrichiellaceae
Product: dolichyl pyrophosphate Glc1Man9GlcNAc2 alpha-1,3-glucosyltransferase
Exons: 4
Coding region: 1-1596 (531 amino acids)
Biological process (GO): protein N-linked glycosylation
Cellular component (GO): endoplasmic reticulum membrane
Molecular function (GO): dolichyl pyrophosphate Glc1Man9GlcNAc2 alpha-1,3-glucosyltransferase activity
Source: RefSeq, a predicted model, not a curated record
AUGGCUUCCGCCGUCUCGGCCUCCCUCAGCCAGUUCCGCGACAGGACGCCGAUCAUACCUAACCGGCCGAAGCCGAGGGCGGCACGAGAGCCAGGUAGCGAUCAAUGGCCUUCUCUACUCCAGACUACUAUAGUAGCAACUGCUCUCAAGAUUCUGCUUUUCCCAGCAUACAAGUCCACCGACUUUGAGGUUCAUCGAAACUGGCUGGCUAUCACCCACUCUUUGCCGGUGAAGCGCUGGUAUUAUGAGGCUACAUCAGAAUGGACUCUCGACUACCCUCCGGGGUUCGCGGUCUUUGAGUGGCUGUUGUCUUAUCCAGCGAGUUGGAUUGAUCAAGCCAUGGUACGAAUCGAAAAUUUGAACUAUGAUUUAUGGGCCACCGUUUGUUUCCAGAGGAGUUCCGUGAUUUUGACAGAACUGCUUCUGGUCUACGCGUUGCACAGAUAUACGAAAACCUCGCCUCCUUCGACCCGUCGCCAGACCCAUGUUGUCGCCCUCUCCAUCCUGCUCUCUCCUGGUCUUCUGAUUAUCGACCAUAUUCACUUCCAGUACAACGGGUUUCUGUAUGGCGUGCUGUUACUGUCAAUCGUGCUCGCAAGGAAUGAAGCAACAGUGCUGUACAGUGGCAUACUGUUCGCCGUGCUGUUGUGCCUGAAACAUAUCUACCUCUACCUGGCGCCGGCUUACUUUGUGUACCUUCUACGCGUCUAUUGUCUGGACCCGAAGAAUGUGUUCCGACCACGGAUACUCAACGUCUUCAAGCUUGGGACGAGCAUCAUCGGGGUCUUUGGAGUCGUCUUCGGUCCAUUUGCAGUUUGGGGUCAGCUCGACCAACUCAAAACUCGAUUGUUUCCCUUUGCCCGCGGUCUCUGCCAUGCAUAUUGGGCACCAAAUGUGUGGGCCAUCUACUCAUUCUUAGACCGGAUCCUGAUAGUUGCGGCGCCUUACCUGCGGCUUGAUGUUGACUACGACGCUGUCAACAGUGUCACUCGAGGUCUGGUGGGAGACACGUCUUUCGCGGUUCUUCCAGGUAUAACAGCUCAGCAAUGCUUUGGGCUUACGUUAGCCUUCCAGCUGGUUGCCUUGACGAAGCUGUGGCUCGCCCCGAGCUGGGAUGCGUUCGUGGGAGCCAUCACAUUGUGCGGAUAUGCGUCGUUUCUGUUUGGCUGGCACGUUCACGAAAAAGCGAUUCUGCUGGUCAUCAUUCCAUUCAGCCUUUUGGCGGUCAAGGAUCGGUCAUACCUGGCAAGCUUCCGGCCUCUUGCGGUCGCGGGCCAUGUGUCAUUAUUUCCGCUGCUCUUUACGGCGGCCGAAUUUCCUAUCAAGGUGGCGUACACGGUAGCCUGGUUGAUCAUGUUCCUGUACGCCUUCGAUCGAUUGGCUCCGGCACCGGCGAGGAGAAGAGUGUUCCUGUUGGACAGAUUCGCACUUCUUUAUAUCGCUGUUUCGGUGCCUUUGAUGAUCUACUGUUCCCUGUUGCACAGCAUUGUGUUUGGAGAAAAGUACGAAUUCCUUCCCCUGAUGUUUAUUAGCACAUAUUCCGCUGUUGGGGUCCUCGGCUCUUGGCUUGGCUUCAUGGUCUGCUACUUGUCGUGA